Adineta ricciae is the source of this 252-nucleotide messenger RNA. Lineage: Eukaryota; Metazoa; Rotifera; Eurotatoria; Adinetida; Adinetidae. The record is from the annotation of a GenBank genome assembly.
AUGGAUGCUUUGAAACGAUUUGGAUAUAAAAUCGGCACACACAGUCAAAUUGCGCAAAAUAUUGUCAAUGAAUUUUCGAAGGCAAGAAUUGGUAAAUAUCAUGCGGUUGUUGGACAAGAUUACGGUGUAUCAUCAUUAUCAUCGAGUGUCUAUCGUGAUUAUUUAUGGUUUUAUUCCACUCAACAACCGCAAAAGUACAUGUACUUUUAUAUUCAACCAAAUGUUAGAAGAUCGUUCAUAAUUAAUCAAUAA